AUGGCCGCUCCAAACACUUUCAAGAGCAACCUGGGUCUCUCCAUUAUCGGAGUCGGCCGCCAAUACCCGCCAUACUCCCUCAAGCCCGACUCUCUCAACACAUUGAGCAAACGAUUCUACCCAGAAUCACCAGCGAUGACCAAGGUGCUGGGCAUCAACCAGCUCACUGGUAUUGAGGCGCGCUCGUCCAUUGGCACACCGGACCACCCCCUCGUCAACCAGGAAAAAGCACCCACCAUCAAGCAGCUCAGCGACAUCUUCUUCCAGGAAGGCGUCCCCCUCGCCGUCCAAGCCGCGCAAAAGGCCAUUGCGGAGGCCCGCAUCGACCUCUCGCAAAUCACCCACGUCGUCGCCAACACCUGCACCAACAGCGCCAACCCGGGCUUCGACCACUUUGUCGUCAAGGGUCUCGGCAUCAAGCAGCAGGUCGAAAAGGUCUUGCUGCACGGUAUCGGCUGCAGUGGCGGCCUCGCCGGCCUGCGCACGGCCGCCAACCUUGCUCUGGGACACACCAUGCAGGGCAAGCCCGCCCGCAUCCUAGUCGUCACCCUCGAACUCAGCACGAUGAUGGUCCGCAGCGAGCUCGACAGCAUCCACGAGCUGCAGGAGACCCGCAUCGGCGUUGCCCUCUUCUCGGACUGCGGCAGCGCCGUCGUUCUGAGUAACGGCAUCGGCGAGUCUGCCGAGCCCAUCUACGAGCUGCUGGGCUGGGACCACCGCAUGAUCCCCGACACCGAGGAAGACCUAGGAUUCGACGUCGACCCUGUGGGCUGGAAGGUCGUGCUGUCGCCCCGCGUGCCCAAGCUGGCCGCCGAGGUGCUCCAGCCCACGUUCCGCGACCUUGUCGCCUCCGUACCCGAUCUGCCCCCCACCUACCAGGCCGCUGCCGACUUUGACUGGGCCAUGCACCCCGGCGGCUCCACCAUCUUGUCCGGUGCCGAGCGCGCCAUGGGCAUCUCGCCGGAGCACAUGCGUGCCAGCUACGACACCUACAUCAACCACGGCAACUCCAGCUCCGCCACCAUCUUCAGCGUGCUCGACCGCCUGCGCGAAAAGGACAUGGACGCCUGGGCCCCUGGCGGCAAGGGCCCCAAAGAGUACAUUAUCGGCUGUGCCUUUGGGCCGGGCAUCGCUGUUGAGUCGUGCAUCCUCAAGCGCAACAUGCGCGUCACCGGCAUCGACACGCCGCCCGAGACCGAGAGCGAGGCCAGCCGUAGCGAGGCAGGCGAUGCCGGCGAGGAGAAGACGACCGCAUCAUCGACACAAGCAGGACCGCAGACCAUCACCUCGCAGGUCAACAACCUGGAGCUGGGCUCGAACUAA
Molecule: messenger RNA, 1323 nt
Organism: Sporothrix schenckii 1099-18
Lineage: Eukaryota; Fungi; Ascomycota; Sordariomycetes; Ophiostomatales; Ophiostomataceae
Product: type III polyketide synthase
Exons: 2
Coding region: 1-1323 (440 amino acids)
Biological process (GO): polyketide biosynthetic process
Molecular function (GO): acyltransferase activity, transferring groups other than amino-acyl groups
Source: RefSeq, a predicted model, not a curated record